GUUCUGUGGAACCUCCAAGUGAGGCCGGAAAAAAGAAGCGGAGCGCACUGAUCGGUUCAUCAUAUUUUCCUUGCGUUUCGUGUAGACCAUGGCGCAGUUGGAGAAUUUGCCACUUGGGCAACUGUUCAGGACGGGGCAAAAGCUUUUAUUCGACUUGGAAGAAUCAAGUCUGGCCAGUAAUGACCCGGCUUACCAGGAUCAAGUGGCCGACGCCACGGCCCGACUCGUUCGAGUCAAUGAACUCAUUACACGACUGGAUAUGUUUAGCAGUAACGAACUUAUUGAAGACGUGAAUACCAACGAUCUCCGCUUCCUAAUGGUGCCUGCUUAUCUCGGUAAUCUGACGUUAAAGAAAACUGGCAUAGAAAACCGUAAAGCCACGUUAGAAAUUGCCAAGGAUUACUACAAGGAAUUUCUUGCGGUAUGCAAAGAGCAUCAAUUGAUGGGCAAGCAGGAUGUGGAGGAGUUCGAGAGGCACAGCGCCGAAUCCAAGUCAAGUUUAAACCCAGCGAUCCAGCGACAGCAGAAAAUUGAACGGUUUAAACGAGAAAAAGCAAUCCGCGAAAAGAUCGAAUCACUUCAGAAACAGUUGGGUGCAGCAGAAGAGGAUCAAGAUAUGGAUGAUAUGGCACGCGAUUGUAUUUUGGCCGAGAUUGAUAUUGAGAUCCUGAAAUCCUUGGAGCAGCUGCACAGCAUCAAUCAGGAAAUGGUCAUGGUCAAGGAAAUGGAAAUUAUGCAGGAAAUGAUGGCAAAGCGCGGUACAAUUCAUGAUGCGGAUACGCGAGCGCCACCGAAACCAAGAGAGAACUGGGGUCGUGAUAAACCGUUACUGAAUCCCAAGGGAAAACCGUUGCAACCGUUUGUCAUCACCAACAAACGUCAACAGUUGAAAGAUCAAGUGUUCAAACCAGGCUGGAACCUACCUACAAUGACCAUUGAUGAAUACCUACAGCAAGAAAAGGAACGAGGCAAUAUCAUUGAGGGCGGCGGAGAACAACCUCCUAAGCCUGAAAUUGAUGAUAACGAUGAGGCAGCAAUCGAUGCCGAGACGAUGAAGAAACGUGAAUGGGACGAAUUUGUAGAAGCGAAUCCACGAGGAUGGGGCAACCGAGGCAAUAAAGGUUAAAAUCUUUUGACAGUCACUUAAUAAUGAUUGGGGGGAACAUGCAAUAAAGGGAAAAAAAAAUUGGGUUUUUCGUUUUUCUUUCCAGCCGUC
This is a messenger RNA of Radiomyces spectabilis, 1216 nucleotides long. RefSeq names its product TAP42-like protein. The coding region runs from base 89 to 1126 and encodes 345 amino acids. The record is from RefSeq and is a predicted model, not a curated record. Gene Ontology annotation, biological process: regulation of dephosphorylation; regulation of signal transduction. Gene Ontology annotation, molecular function: protein phosphatase 2A binding. Gene Ontology annotation, cellular component: cytosol. Lineage: Eukaryota; Fungi; Mucoromycota; Mucoromycetes; Mucorales; Radiomycetaceae. The transcript is spliced from 4 exons.